CAGACCUGUUGCUCUGAUGGUGUUGGCCGUGAUCCCGCGGAGCUCCCUCUCGUCUCUUGUUUUUAAUUCACAUGCUCUUGCUUGAGGCACUGACUUGAAAAGACAGGCUGGUGCUCGAAGGAGAGGCCUCGGCAGCGUUACUGUGGUCAUUCCAGAGAAUAUAGUCAAACGUUUCCAUGAAGAAUAUUGAAGAAAUAAUCGCGCGCCAAAAUGAUAAUUGUGGACUAACGACAGUUGUACAUCUGCCUGUUUGUACCUAUUUCAAAAAAAUCGUGCGAAACUCAAAUCUGUUGUAGUUAAUGAAAGAGCAUUCCUACCAGCAAUAGUGAUGAUAUGAGCCCCCAAGUACUCUUCUUCAGCAACAAGAUUCCGGCCUGACACGAUCUGAAGUACCGAGGCCGUCAUCUGUGGUUCACUGUUCUUCUGUCAGAAAGUUAUCAAAAUUCUCUGAAGAAUGAAUAUCAUCAUGACAGGCCGUGUGAGUCAGCACUCGUGAAGUCUUCGUUAGCUGACGCUACAAGCAUUGCCCGAAGAGAGACAGGAACUUGAAGUAGUGCUAUUACAUGGAUAUGUAUCAUAUAGCCAGCUAAGGAUUGCUUGAAUAGACUUCUAACUCACAAGUGAUAUUACAGGUUCCUGAUUAUUGAGAGCUGUUAAGGUUCAUGAUCCAUCUGAUACCAAACCUUACCGUCGUUACUUCACAUAUUGAAAUUUAACAUUCAUCUCUUCAAAAGUGAUCCGAAAUGCAUAGAUACAUUGAUAAAACCAUUUCAAGAUUUAUAUCCUUCAUCUGUAUAUCAAGAUAUCACAAAAAUCAGUGUUUCGAAUGCUGUAUAGAUAAGCUGUAGAUCGUGCCUCAUAGUACACCGAAAACGUCAAUCUAAAGAAAAUGGGGUUUGCGGUAUCCAAGUGUAUGUGUAGUGACGUCGGAACUGAGAAAGAUUCCGAGACCGAGAGAAGCGAGAAGAAGGGGAAAUUUCUGUUUUCUCCUCACAAGAAAAGUUCGCCUGUGAUGAGCAAAGUGGAAAGAGCACUGAAGGCAGCCUUGUUGAUCCAGCGGUGGUAUAGGAGGUACUGCGCCAGACUGGAAAUAAGAAGACGUUAUACGUGGACUAUAUUCCAGUCCAUCGAGUAUGCAGGAGAACAGGAUCAAAUGAAGUUAUACAACUUCUUCAACGCCCUGCUAACGCACAUGGGGACGGGCUCUAUCAACGAGGUUAUGGAAGCUUUAUCCCCGAGGGCCUCACCCACAGCAGAGGACGACGAACGUCGCAGAUCAGCCAAGACGUUGUUAGAAGAAGCUUGGAAUGAAGACGUGCCAGUGGAGAGCAGUUACAAAGGCCCCCACCUGUCUAACCCACUUACGACGCAGUCCAUCCACCAGAUGGUGGAGGCGUUCAAGAAGAAGAAGCAACCCCUCCACGUCAGCUACGUCUACAUGAUUCUGAGGGAAGGCGUUCGUGUCCUACGCCAGAGAUCAACGAUCACGCAUGCAUCCACGGCCAUUGCAGGCCAGAUCACAGUCAUCGGUGAUUUGCAUGGCAAGCUGGACGACCUCCUCACGAUUUUAUAUAAGAAUGGCCUGCCUUCGACAGACAACCCUUAUGUGUUCAACGGAGACUUCGUAGAUCGCGGCCGGAAAUCGAUCGAAGUGAUGUUGUUACUGUUGGCGCUUGUUAUUGUCUUCCCUGCCGAGGUGUAUCUCAACCGAGGCAACCACGAGGAUAUGGUAAUGAAUGCCAGAUAUGGAUUCUGCAAGGAGAUCAGCAGAAAAUACAAGGCCCCACACGGACCUCGGAUCCUUCGCUUGCUGGAAGAGGUGUACCGUUGGCUCCCUCUCGCUACCAUAAUCGACAAUAAGGUCUUGGUUGUGCAUGGCGGGAUUUCCAGCGACACGGAUCUGAAAUGGCUGGCGCUAGUGGAUAGGAGCAAGUACACCAGCGUGCUAAGGACCCCAGCAUCGAGAUUAAGUGACGACACAGCCUCAGUUGAAGACGGAUCUGAGGAAACCGAGGAGGCCAGGGAGGUCAGACUUAUCACCGCCACCUUUGAGUGGAAACAGGUUCUAGAUUUAUUAUGGAGUGACCCGCAAACACACCUUGGCUGCAGGCCCAACUCCUUCAGGGGGGGCGGUAGUUAUUUCGGGCCCGACAUCACUCGCGACCUGCUGAAGAAGCAUGGCCUCUCUCUUCUCAUCCGGUCUCAUGAAUGCAAACCGGAAGGUUACGAAUUCAUGCAUGACAAUACGUGUCUGACGAUCUUUUCGGCUUCAAAUUACUAUGAAUCUGGGUCCAACAGGGGAGCAUAUGUCAAAUUACAAGGACCAAAUCUGGAGCCUCAUUUCGUCCAGUACACAGCAGACAUGAAGUCUCGAAGGCUGACGAUAAGAGAAAGGGUGGGCAGGAUGGAGACAUCUGCCUUCCGGGAACUUCGUGGUCAGAUCAUGGCCUCCAGAUCUCGACUCCUGGAGGCUUUCCAUCAGAGGGACAAGGAAAGAUCAGGCUACAUCAGUGUCUCCGACUGGGUGGAAGUCAUGGAGAAGGAGAGUCACUUGAAUCUGCCCUGGCGGGUUCUGAGGGAGAAGCUUGUGUCCGUGCAUCCUAUCUCCGGCAAAGUGGAUUAUAAUAGCACCUUCACUGAAGAGGCUUUUAAAGUUGACCUUGCUGUUAAGAGUGGACCAACAGUCGUAGAAGCCCUCUACCGUCACAAGAGUAGUUUGGAAACCAUUUUUAGGCUUAUUGACAAAGAUAACUCGGGUUACAUCAGCAUGGAGGAAUUCAGUGAAACGUGUGAGCUCCUGAGUCGACACAUAGACGUUCCGAUUGGCAAAGACGAAAUCACUGACCUUGCACGAUCAAUUGACAUCAACAAAGACGGCUACAUCGACUUCAACGAGUUCUUAGAGUGCUUCCGAAUCGUAGAAUCUGGGCAGAAGAGUAUAGACGAGGAGGAUGAUGACUAUGAAGACGAGGAAGUCAAUAUUAACGGCGAUACCCGCGCCUUCAUGAACGACAGGCGACUAUAACGAACCAGACCCAAUAAUACCAGCAUUUCUUAUGACGUUUCCUCCAUCAAAAUAGCUUAGCGUCACUGACCUAUCUCCCGUCCUCAUUGCGGAACCUUUACUAGUACAAGACCAGUUUGAACUGAAAAGGGCAACCUCUGAUUGUCCUUACCAGAAUUACCUUUUAGUUUCAUCAGUCCUUUUUAUAUUCCAGGCUACUGACAACCUGAAACUUGCGUGUAUGAUAGGAGGGACCCUAGUGAACUUAGGAUAAACAAAUAAAGGUUAUAUUACGUAUCAGAGUGACGAAGAGAUUGUGUAUACAGUAUACAUUAUAUGUACUGUAUUAUUAUUAUUAUUAUUAUAU
Messenger RNA from Macrobrachium nipponense, 3371 nucleotides. RefSeq names its product serine/threonine-protein phosphatase with EF-hands 2-like (gene rdgC). Bases 890 to 3025 code for a protein of 711 amino acids. Gene Ontology annotation, molecular function: phosphoprotein phosphatase activity; calcium ion binding; iron ion binding. Gene Ontology annotation, biological process: detection of stimulus involved in sensory perception. Lineage: Eukaryota; Metazoa; Arthropoda; Malacostraca; Decapoda; Palaemonidae. The transcript is spliced from 18 exons. The record is from RefSeq and is a predicted model, not a curated record.